Messenger RNA from Paramisgurnus dabryanus, 2198 nucleotides. RefSeq names its product Kruppel like factor 2a (gene klf2a). NCBI's taxonomy places the organism in Eukaryota, Metazoa, Chordata, Actinopteri, Cypriniformes, Cobitidae. The record is from RefSeq and is a predicted model, not a curated record. Gene Ontology annotation, molecular function: DNA-binding transcription factor activity, RNA polymerase II-specific; RNA polymerase II cis-regulatory region sequence-specific DNA binding. Gene Ontology annotation, biological process: regulation of transcription by RNA polymerase II.
CUCUCACCAUCCAACACAAGACGAAAGGCGCAAACGCCGAAGAGCGCAGCAGAUAUAUACCGUGGCUAAAAUUAGGGACGGGUAGUGCGUAUUUCCUCCGCUUCGUACAAUUGGUCCAGCUUCCACUGCGUGAUAUUUAUAAGAUAAGGUCUUCCAGCGAGCAUACUUGCUACAUGAGUUUGAAACGUAAGAGUGUAGGAGCAGAAACCGAGUUGUAGUUCACUACAACCCAAGUUUCUUGGAGGGAUUACGACUGGUCCCUGUAUUUUAAGAUUUUGAUUCUUACUGGGACAACUGGAAAUGGCUUUAAGUGGAACAAUUUUGCCCUCAAUUUCUACUUUUGCAGCACAAAAGGAGAAAUGUUGGGAAAACAGAUGGAAGGAAGAUUUGGACAGGUCCGUGCAUCCCGGCUGCCUAGCUGACAUAUCCAGCAUGGACAACCACUGCAGAUCAACAGACGACGAAGAUCUCAGCAAAUAUCUGGAUCUGGAGUUUAUUCUGGCCAACACAGCCGGUUCUGAUCUUCUCGGGAUGAGUAUGGGUGCCGACUACAGAAUGCAAGAGUCCCGCAACAUGUACAACCCAUCGGUGGCACCCAGCGCGUACUCGGUGCCCGAGAUCAACCACUCACCUCCGCCGUACACAACCAGCCUGAUGGCGGAGCUCCUGCAAACUGAUAUUGACACCUACUGCCAGCCAUCUGUGCCCAACAACGUCCAGGGAAGGUUUCUGGUCAGGUCUGCCUUCCCCAAUCAGGACAUUUCGGAGUGUAUCAAAGUGGAGCCGCCGUGCAUGGACAAUUACGGACCCGUUAGGGGUAUGGUGCCCAAAGUCAAGCAGGAGGGCAACGGCGCGUGCAUGAGGUCGUACGAGCAGCCGAGGCUGGCCAACUCUCCCAGCAUGACCCCGCCGCAAAGCCCCGCCGAGCUCAUCAACACGGACUGUCAGUCACAGAUGUGCCACCCCAUGACGUUCACGCAGGGUUACCAAGGCAACGCGGGGUUCCCCCACGCUGCGCCUCCGCAGUUGCAGCUGGCAUACCCGAACGCGCACCACUUCAGCGUUUGCGAUGACGCGCUCGGGAUGCCCAACGCUAACCAACGGGUGCUGCUCACCCCUCCGUCAUCCCCGCUGGAGAUGGACGCCAAACCAAAGAGGGGAAGACGCACGUGGCCGAGAAAACGGACGGCGACGCACACGUGCACUUAUACGGGAUGCGGCAAGACGUACACAAAGAGUUCCCACCUGAAGGCGCAUCACAGGACGCAUACAGGUGAAAAGCCAUACCAUUGCAGCUGGGAAGGUUGUGGGUGGAAGUUUGCCCGCUCUGAUGAGCUGACCCGUCACUUCCGUAAGCACACCGGACACCGACCUUUCCAGUGCCACCUGUGCGAGCGCGCCUUCUCCAGGUCCGACCAUCUGGCUCUCCAUAUGAAGCGUCACAUGUAGGACUGGACUCCAAUAUUUGGACUUAAAGCACUGAACGGUGAACACCACAGAGGAUGUUCAAAGCAUUUUCUCUACCCCAUCUAUUUAAUGUGUUUAUAAAGACAUGGUAGAGAUGAAUCAUGAACUGACUUGACCUAUUGAAUACUGUAGCCAUACAGUCUUUUGCAUUACGUAGCGGGUUCUACACCUCACCAAAAUAUCUAUUUUUUGCCAAAGAGCUUUACUAAUGCCAGACAAUGUUUGCAUUACCAAAUUCAACUCUUUUUAGGCUGGACCUAAACCUCAGACGCAACUGGAAUCACAGUAAAAUGUGUUUUAACAUGAUGUACUAUGAUGCACAUCACGAGAGUGCCUUUUUAAAACAUGUAUACAUCUCACGAGUGCCAUAGUUAUCUCUUGGCAUCUUUUCAAAUGUAUGCUAAACUAAAUAAGCUUUGUGAGACAAUGUUUUUCUAAUUCAAAACUGCCUUAAAACUUGGCCUUACGAGCGGGCGUUAACUGAAUGUUUGAAGUAACUUGUGCAUUUAUCUACAUAGACAUUUAAAAAUCAGGGUCUUACGGUUGUUUCGUUCCUUUUUCUAAUGUAUUCUUACAGUUCAUGUGUUUUUUUAAAGUGCAUUGUAGACUGUCCCACGUUCACCUGACGUGAUGAGGGCUAUACAGUAUGUGAGUUGAAAAUGACUUGUAUAUAAUUUAUACACUGUAAAUAUUGUACUUAAUGUAUAUAUUAAACUUAAUUGAGAUAUUAA